GCACUCACUGACCUUCCUUGUGCUGCCUCGUCCUGUAGCUAGACGAGUACCUUGAGUUUAUUACAUUAGUCUUUCAUUUUGAUUCAUCUGACAGAAGUCGAACCAUGCCGGGUUCGGUGGAGGUUCCCACUUUGAAUGACUUGAAUGUUGAGGAGGUAAGAACGAAUCAUGACGUUGAGAAACAAUCUGGUUAGCAAUGCUAGCUAGCUAUCAGCUGCAAUCCAAUUGUAGCUAGCAUAGCAAGCCAGCAUAGCAGGCUGCUGUUAGCUAGCAAGCUUGCUAAAUACUGGCUUUCGAACAAGGUUGCAAGCUUGUUAAAUACUGGUUUUCGAACAAGGUUGCUAGGUUCCGUGUUGAUUGCAAAGUAUUGCAUAGAUAGUGAUAACGCCAACUACUUGCUGAGAUCUGGGAGUAAAAAGUUAACUAACAAACGUUAACUAGGUAGCUAGUUUUUAAUUUAUGUACAGCAGUCUCUGUUUGGGACAUAGCUAACUACAGCUUUUACUAAAAACCAUGUCGUGAUACCCUACAAUGCAAGGUCCCUACCUAGCAAGCUUGCUAGCUAUAUUAUCAUGGGAAGUGAUUUAAUGCGUUAUUUUAUGCGUUCUAGCUAGCUAGCUACCUGGUUUCAUUGAAUUCCCCUCCCUCAAGUUGGCUCACAUCAAAAUGUAUUUCUGACUAGCCGUCAAUCUGUUAUGAUAUUCAGCCUGUCCUUGAGUGCAUUUGCAGGGCAACUGCAGUUGGCCUACAACAAGAAUAGUUGGUCUUUGGGGCGUGUCUAAAUACGUCAAUAUAAUGUUAUUUGCAUUCGGAACAAUUAGUUUUGAACUGAAUAAAAUUAGGUCUGUAAGAAAUAGGAACUGUUGCCCUUCUGAUCGCCAAUAUCAAAAACAGUGAUGUACUUUAACUGAUCUCCCCACUCCAAAUACCAGUAAACCAGAUUUAUGCUCCCAAAAAGUUAGUUUUAUUUCAAAGAUGGCAUAGCUGACAAUGUUCACCAUUGCUUUUUAUCUUUCGUAUUAUAUUAGGGAUUAGGCUGUUUAAUGUUUGAUAUUGAAGUAGGCUAUAUACGUGUCUAUAUACAGUAUGUGUGUCUGUGUUGAAUAGUGUCUGAAGAGUGUCUCAUUCUGCCUGUGUAGAUCAGUGUGUCUUCUGCAGUGCUGAAAGGAGCUGCCCACCACUAUGGCUCACAGUGUGACAAGGCCAACAAGGAGUUCAUGCUCUGUCGCUGGGAGGAGAAGGACCCUAGGAAGUGUCUGAACGAAGGGAGGAAAGUCAACGAGUGUGCACUUAACUUCUUCAGGUAGGUAAUCAUAGUGUUGACUGACUAUUAAACACCCAAAUGAAAAAGGUUGGUCUGUUUUACUUCAGCAACUUUAAAGCUGUUUUAGCAUCAUUAAGGACAUUACAUUACAUUUACAUUUUAGUCAUUUAGCAGACGCUCUUAUCCAGAGCGACUUACAGUUAGUGAGUGCAUACAUUCUUUUAUUAUAAUUAUUUUUUUUAUAUAUAUAUAUAUAUAUAUAUAUAUUUUUUUUUUCAUACUGCCCCCCCCGUGGGAAUCGAACCCACAACCCUGGCGUUGCAAACGUCAUGCUCUACCAACUGAGCUACAUCCCUGCCGGCCAUUCCCUCCCCUACCCUGGACGACGCUGUGCCAAUUGUGCGCCGCCCCAUGGGUCUCCCGGUCGGCUACGACAGAGCCUGUGAUGGUUGUGAUUGUUGUGAUUACAUGAUACAGUGCAUUCGGAAAUUAUUCAGACCUCUUGACUUUUUCCCAAAAAAAAUUACGUUACAGCCUUGUUCUAAAAUGGAUAAAAGUAUUGCUUCCCCUCAUAAUGACAAAGCAAAAACAGGUUUUUAGAAAUUUUUGCAUAUGUAUUAUAAAAAUAAAAAAAACUGAAAUAUGACAUUUACAUAAGGAUUCAGACCCUUUACUCAGUACUUUGUUGAAGCACCUUUUGGCAGCGAUUACAGCCUCGGGUUUUCUUGGGUAUGACGCUACAAACUUGGCACACCUGUAUUUGGGGAGUUUCUCCCAUUAUUCUCUGCAGAUCCUCUCAAGCUCUGUCAGGUUGGAUGUCAAGGACAUUCAGAGACUCGUCCCGAAGCCAUUCAUGCGUUAUCUUGGCUGUGUGCUUAGGGUCAUUGUCCUGUUGGAAGGUGAACCUUCGCCCCAGUCUGAGGUCCUGAGUAGGUUUUCAUCAAGGAUCUCUCUGUAGUUUGCUCCGUUCAUCUUUCCCUCGAUCCUGACUAGUCUCCCAGUCCCUGACGCUGAAAAACAUCCCAGCAGCAUGAUGCUGCCACCACCAUGCUUCACCGUAGGGAUGGUGCCAGGUUUCCUCCAGAUGUGACGCUUGGAAUUCAGGCCAAAGAGUUAAAUCUUGGUUUCAUCAGAUCAGAGAAUCUUGAUUCUCAAGGUCUGAGAGUCCUUUAGGUGCCUUUUGGCAAACUCCAAGCGGGCUGUCAUGUGCCUUUUUUUUACUGAGGAAUGGCUUCCGUCUGGCCACUCUACCAUAAAGGUCUGAUUGGUGGGAGUGCUGCAGAGAUGGUUGUCCUUCUGGAAGGUUCUCCCAUCUCCACAGAGGGAAUCUGGAGCUCUGUCAGAGUGACCAUUGGGUUCUUAGUCACCUCCCUGACCAAGGCCCUUCUCCCCCGAUUGCUCAGUUUGGCCGGGCGGCCAGUUCUAGGAAGAGUCUUGGUGGUUCCAAACUUCUUCCAUUUAAGAAUGAUGGAGGCCACUGUGUUCUUGGACCUUCAAUGCUGCAGAAAUGUUUUGGUGCCUCGACACAAUCCUGUCUCUGAGCUCUACGGAGAAUUCCUUCGACCUCAUGGCUUGGUUUUUGCUCUGACAUGCACUGUCAACUGUGGGACCUUUAUAUAGACAGGUGUGUGCCUUUCCAAAUCAUGUCCAAUCAAUUGAAUUUACCACAGGUGGAGUCCAAUCAAGUUGUAGAAACAUCUCAAGGAUAAUCAAUGGAAACAGGAUGCACCUGAGCUCAAUUUCGAGUCUCAUAGCAAAGGGUCUGAAUACUUAGGUAAAUAAGGUAUUUCUGUUUUAUACAUUUGCAAAAAAUUCUAAAAACCUGUUUUCGCUUAGUCAUUAUGGGGUAUUGUGUGUAGAUUGCUGAUGAAAAAUAAAUAAUUUAAUCAAUUUUAGAAUAAGGCUGUAACGUAAAACAAAAUGUGGAAAAAGUAAAUUAGUCUGAAUACUUUCCGAAUGUACUGUAUAAGAUUUUCAGCCUGCAUGUGUUUUUACAACAGAAAUUGAAAAGAUGUCAAGCCUUGUCAGGAUUCUGCUGUAUGUUUACUGUAUGAAACGGCUGAUUCACAUCUAGCAGCCUUUACUGAACUUCGCUGUCUGCCAUUUUGAUUCAUCGUCUUGUCAACAGUUUUCAGCCGAUGAAAGCCUCAACCUGGGUGUUUUGAUAUUGCCUUUACAACAGGGUGAAGAUAUUUCAAUUUAGGUUAAACCUAAAGCACAUGUUUUCCUUUCCACUUCUGUUCUGCAACUGACCAACGAGUCAAUGGAGUGGUAGGCUAACUAUAUACUGUCUGUCAGACAUGGGAUAUACAGGUAACUGACAAAAUAAAGGAAACGCCAACAUAGUGUCUCAAUAGGGCGUUGGGCCACAUCGAGCCAGAGCAGCUUUAAUGGAACUCGUGGAGGGAUGCGACACCAUUCCUCCACAAGAAAUUCCAUAAUUUGGUGUUUUGUUGAUGGUGGUGGAAAACGCUAUCUCAGGCGCCGCUCCAGAAUCUCCCAUAAGUGUUCAAUUGGGUUGAGAUCUGGUGACUGAGACGGCCAUGGCAUAUGGUUUUCAUGGGUUGUCUCACUGUGGGGCAUGGCGGGCGGCUGUGUUUACAGAAGGCCGCUGUGCAAUUAUAACACCUAUUGAUGCCGGACACACAGGCACAUACCUCUGCAGUGACUGGUAUCUGUCCCUGAAUUGGGCAGGGUUUGACAUGCAGGCUUGCUCUGUAAGGUCCACAAAUAAAACCACUUCCAAAUCAGGAACUAAUAAACAGUUCUGCUCCCAGAUGUAAACAGGGUUACUGAGAAUGGUAAAACACAGCAUUAUUGUAAUGGUACAAGGUUUUGGCAAACUUGUAAUUACACCUGGUUAUUUAUGCUUUUGGAGGUCCUACACCUAUCUGAAGUGGUACCUUACCCACAUUACAAAUGUCAAUAAACAUAGGGCUAGCUAGAUAGUAGUACAUGGAUCUGGACUGGAUAAUGUUUUGUAAUAAAAAAAAUUGGGAUCAAGGAUCAUAAUAUUAUGUAGUAUGUACUCAAGUGUUAAUUUGACCGUAAGAAAGCGAACUCUUGUCCAGCAUGUUUGGAAAGUGAUACAUUUAGAACUCACUUCAGUUGCCUGAGUGAGAUGGGGGACAUUCGUCAACAGCCUAUGCUCCUUAAAAGAACCAAGGGCUUAAGUAAGUAAAUAGAUGCCUGGGGAAGUGAUUCUGUCUUAACUGUCACCUUAGAAAACAACGUGUCCUAAUCAGAUGUUUCCUCCAGGCAGAUAAAGGGGAGCUGUGCUGAGUCCUUCACAGAGUACUGGACCUGCCUGGACUACUCCAACCUGGCGGAGCUGCGUCACUGCCGCCAACAGCAGCAGGCCUUUGACAGUUGUGUGCAGGACAAGCUGGGCUGGGAGAGACCCAACCUGGGAGAACUGUCCAAGGUGAGGUCCUUUAAACUAUUACCAGAAGGAAAAGUCGGCUCAUUUAGCAUAUGCUCUUAUCCAGAGCGACUUACAGCAGUGAGUCCACACAUUUUGUGGACACAUACAUACAUAUACUUUUUCUUUGUACCGGUCCCCCGUGGGAAUCGGAACCCACAACCCUGGCGUUACAAGCAUCAUGCUCUACCAACUGAGCCACACGGAACCUCCCAGACAUUUUUAUUUAUUUUAUUUCACCUUUAUUUAACCAGGUAAGCCAGUUGAGAACAAGUUCUCAUUUACAACUGCCACCUGGCCAAGAUAAAGCAAAACAGUGCGAUUUAAAAACAGCAAGUGAUAGAUGUGCAAAUAGAGAUACUGGUGUGCAAAUUAGCAAAAUAAAUAACAAUAUGGGGAUGAGGUAGUUGGAUGGCCUAAUUACAGAUGGGCUGUGUGCAGGUGCAGUGAUCGGUAAGCUGCUCUGACAACUGAUGCUUAAAGUUAAUGAGGGAGAUAAGUGUCUCCAGCUUCAGAGAUUUUUGUAGUUCGUUCCAGUCAUUUGCAGCAGAGAACUGGAAGGAAUGGCGGCCAAAGGAGGUGUUGGCUUUUGGGAUGACCAGUGAGAUAUACCUGCUGGAGCGCAUACUACGGGUGGGUGUUGCUAUGGUGACCAAUGAGCUAAGAUAAGGUGGGGAUUUGCCUAGAAGUGAUUUAUAGAUGACCUGGAGCCAGUGGGUUUGGCGACGAAUAUGUAGUGAGGGCCAGCCAACGAGAGCGUACAGGUCACAAUGGUGGGUAGUAUAUGGGGCUUUGGUGACAACGGAUGGCACUGUGAUAGACUAUAUCCAAUUUGCUGAGUUGAGUGUUGGAAGCUAUUUUGUAAAUUACAUCGCCGAAGUCAUGGAUCGGUAGGAUAGUCAGUUUUACGAGGGCUUGUUUAGCAGCAUGAGUGAAGGAGGCUUUGUUGCGAAAUAGGAAGCCGAUUCUAGAUUUAACUUUGGAUUGGAGAUGCUUAAUGUGAGUCUGGAAGGAGAGUUUACAGUCUAACCAGACACCUAGGUAUUUGUAGUUGUCCACAUAUUCUAAGUCAGACCCACCGAGAGUAGUGAUUCUAGUCAGGCGGGCGGGUGCAAGCAGCGUUCGAUUGAAGAGCAUGCAUUUAGUUUUACUAGUGUUUAAGAGCAGUUGGAGGCCACGGAAGGAGUGUUGUAUGGCAUUGAAGCUUGUUUGGAGGUUUGUUAAGUGUCCAAUGAAGGGCCAGAUGUAUACAAAAUGGUGUCGUCUGCGUAGAGGUGGAUCUGAGAGUCACCAGCAGCAAGAGCAACAUCAUUGAUAUACACAGAGAAUAGAGUCGGCCCAAGAAUUGAACCCUGUGGCACCCCCAUAGAGACGGCCAGAGGUCCAGACAACAGGCCCUCCGAUUUGAAAACAUUGAACUCUAUCUGAAAAGUAGUUGGUGAACCAGGCGAGGCAGUCAGUUGAGAAACCAAGGCUAUUUAGUCUGCCAAUAAGAAUGCGGUGAUUGACAGAGUCAAAAGCCUUGGCCAGGUCGAUGAAGACGGCUGCACAGUACUGUCUUUUCUCAAUCGCGGUUAUUAUAUCGUUUAGGACCUUGAGCGUGCUUGAGGUGCACCCAUGACCAGCUCAAACCAGAUUGCAUAGCGGAGAAGGUACGGUGGGAUUCGAAGUGGUCCGUGAUCUGUUUGUUAACUUGGCUUUCAAAAACUUUCAAAAGGCAGGGCAGGAUGGAUAUAGGUCUGUAACAGUUUGGAUCUAGAGUGUCACCCCCUUUGAAGAGGGGGAUGACCACGGCAGCAUUCCAAUCUCCGGGGAUCUCAGACGAUACGAAAGAGGUUGAACAGGCUAGUAAUAGGGGUUGCGACAAUUUCGGCAGCUAAUUUUAGAAAGAAAGGGUCCAGAUUGUCUAGCCCAGCUGAUUUGUAGGUGUCCAGAUUUUGCAGCUCUUUCAGGACAUCAGCUAUCUGAAUUUGGGUGAAGGAGAAGCGGGGGGGGCAUGGGCAAGUUGCAGCUGAGGGUGCAGAGCUGGUGGCCGGGGUAGGGGUAGCCAGGUGGAAAGCAUGGCCGGCCAGCCGUAGCAAAAUGCUAAUUGAAAUUCUCGAUUAUCGUAGAUUUAUCGGUGGUGACAGUGUUUCCUAGCCUCAGUGCAGUGGGUAGCUGGGAGGAGGUGCUUUUAUUCACAUACUAAAAUAAAGCUUUAGGUGAUUCAAUUAUAAGAUUAUGUUUGGGAACAACAAAACAGUGAUUCUAUGUAUUGGACUUUCAUUUUGUCCAGCUCCUGAUGUUAUGGUGCAUAACCCGCUCCCAUUCUCUUACCUAUACUACCCGCUUGUCUGCGGGUUGGUUUUCUCCCUUUGCCUCUCAGUCCUCCAUUAACGGUGCAAAUGCUAGGUAAACAGUACUUACUCACAUUUUGAAAACCGCUUUAAGCCUGUUGACACAGAUCUUCAUUGAACCUAAUAUGCUUUCUCUUUUACAAGCAAAACAUUCACUUGUGUUCUUAGUAUAGACCUACGAACCGGUCUGCUUGCUCCCUGUCUCCUCUUCUCUUUGGAUUUAUUUAACGUUUCGGCUCAUGUUUCUCUUCAGGUGACAAAGGUGGACACCACUCGUCCCCUUCCUGAGAAUGCUUACCACUCGAGGCCCCGGCCAGAGCCCAACCCUGUGAUCGAGGGCCAGCUGCAGCCAGCCAAGCACGGCAGCCGACUCUUCUUCUGGAGCUGGUAAAGGGUCAGCUUCCCUGCCCCAAUCCUAACCUUAACCAUUAGGAGGAGGGGAGGGGGGGGGGGAUGCAAAACUAGGGACAACUUCACCCUACACCAGAAUGCAGUCCUCCAGAGCCUAUCCCAUCAUGCCUGCUGUCUUGUCCAGUACAGCACACCCACCGUCAUCAGACCUCGUUGGACAGGAAGGGACGUCUUUGUGCACCAGCCAUCGUACACCUCUGCUGUCCCUAUAUUGUAGAAAUGUUAAUGAAUGAACUAAAAGCUACUUAUGUGUUUUAUUGUUGUGAAAUAAAUACUGAAUAUUGAACUUGUUUAGAAAUCGCCUGUCUGGUAGUUAGAAUAUUGUACCGCACAUCGGUUUUUAUGGGAAUGUUCAGCUGAAAUGUGUUGUAUUUUUUGAAUUUGGUUCAAAAGACACCAUAAAAUGUAUUUUCUACAAACUGUAGGAGAUCAUUGAUUAAGUUAUGAUUUUGCAGACAGGAACUGUGUCCUGGAGUGUAGUCAUCAUCAACUGUAUUGUUGGGUUCAGGGUCAGUACCUGUGGGCACAGUCCAGUUUCCUCCUGUUCUCCCUGCUCACUCUCUCCCUGAGACCUGGAGGAUGGUCCUGGGAAGACUGAUGGGGCCACUUCAAAGACAGUGUGCAUCCCAAAUGGCACCCUAUUCCCUAUAUAGUGCACUACUUUUGACCAGAGCCCUAGGGUGCCAUUUGGGACGUAACCCCAGAGUCAUAGAGAGAGAAGGCUGUUGUGCCAAUAUCCACACACUGUCAGACAAAGGAAAACUGUCUAACGAGUAUUGGAACAAUACUGAAGGGGACUUUAAAUGGCUUAAAGGUUCUCAAUUCAACUUUAUUGUCCCCACAGGAAACUCAGCAUGUCACUCUGACCUGUAGUGUACUCUUCACUAAAGUGUUAACAAUGAUGAGGCCUUUGUCUGUUUAGUGAUUCCUUAUGUUUUUAUAUUAUAAAGGGUUAUAAAGGUGUAAAUACGUAGAGUCAGAGUUCUGUUAGUGCAGUGUGGAGUCUGGUGUCAGUGCAGAAUGGGGUCUGAGAGGUCUGGUGUCAGUGCAGAAUGGGGUCUGAGAGGUCUGGUGUCAGUGCAGAAUGGGGUCUGAGAGGUCUGGUGUCAGUGCAGAAUGGGGUCUGAGAGGUCUGGUGUCAGUGCAGAAUGGGGUCUGAGAGGUCUGGUGUCAGUGCAGAAUGGGGUCUGAGAGGUCUGGUGUCAGUGCAGAAUGGGGUCUGAGAGGUCUGGUGUCAGUGCAGAAUGGGGUCUGAGAGGUCUGGUGUCAGUGCAGAAUGGGGUCUGAGAGGUCUGGUGUCAGUGCAGAAUGGGGUCUGAGAGGUCUGGUGUCAGUGCAGAAUGGGGUCUGAGAGGUCUGGUGUCAGUGCAGAAUGGGGUCUGAGAGGUCUGGUGUCAGUGCAGAAUGGGGUCUGAGAGGUCUGGUGUCAGUGCAGAAUGGGGUCUGAGAGGUCUGGUGUCAGUGCAGAAUGGGGUCUGAGAGGUCUGGUGUCAGUGCAGAAUGGGGUCUGAGAGGUCUGGUGUCAGUGCAGAAUGGGGUCUGAGAGGUCUGGUGUCAGUGCAGAAUGGGGUCUGAGAGGUCUGAUGUCAGUGCAGUAUGAGAUCUGAGAGGUCUGAUGUCAGUGCAGUAUGGGGUCUGAUGUCAGUGCAGAAUGGGGUCUGAGAGGUCUGGUGUCAGUGCAGAAUGGGGUCUGAGAGGUCUGGUGUCAGUGCAGAAUGGGGUCUGAGAGGUCUGGUGUCAGUGCAGUAUGGAGUCUGAGAGGUCUGAUGUCAGUGCAGAAUGGGGUCUGAGAGGUCUGAUGUCAGUUCAGAAUGGGGUCUGAUGUCAGUGCAGUAUGGAGUCUUUGGGCUGAUGUCAGUGUGGAGUCUGAGAGGUCCUUGGCAGGGGGAGAGGUAGGGCUGCCUGUUUGCCGCCAGGAAUACAGAGGGUGCAUCCAAAUUAGCACCCUAUUUCCUUGAUAGUGCACUACUGUUUACCAGAGCCCCUGUUGCUGACAGGGAAACACUACUCCUCUGGGGUUCAGUCCCAAAUGGCACACUAUUCCAUAUUAUUGUAAUUUUAUCAGCAGUCUUAAGCAUAGUGAGGACAUACAGUAGCUGGAUAUUCUGGACAUUUUUCUCACAGCCUCCAUCCUAUAUAAAACAGCCUCUCCAUCCUCAAAAAAACAGCCUCUCCGUCCUCUGUAAAACAGCCUCUCCGUCCUCUGUAAAACCAAUUCACAGAUGAGAUUGAGCCCAUUGAAUUCAGAAGAUGUCUUUAACAAAGGAGACAUUACUGUGAUGGCUACAUUCCUAUCCUCUCCUGCCCCCCUCUCCCGAAAAGGGAAACUCAAUUGUUGUCAGAGGGCCGAUUCUGUAGAGAUCCCCUGAGAUGUGAUCUCUGGUCUGUACCGGUGGCUCAUGCAGGAAGCGUCCGACAGCGGUGGUCCUGACCUGGGCGAUGUGCAGCGGGAUGGAUGGGACGAAACAGGGAUGAGGAAGGGGUCGAGAGGGGAUGGAGUGGCACAAGGCAGGGCCUGCCUGCGUGUGGCGGGCAGAGGAGUUGAGGAGGGUGGGUCUAGUGGCUCGUGGCAUGCCCGGCUCAGAGCCCCUCAUAGGAAAAGGGGGGGUCACCAUCAGUUGAAUCUGACCUCCUGCAGGAAGCCCACUCUGGCAGAGGAAAGAAAUACAAAACAGGACUUUGUCAAAUCAACAGCCCGCUCGGGACAGGAGACUGCAGUGCUAAAGCUCUUAAACAAGCGAAUUCACGUUCCCCAAUUGUCAAAGUUCCCAUUGUUCAGCCCACCACUUUGA
This is a messenger RNA of Coregonus sp. 'balchen', 10224 nucleotides long. The record is from the annotation of a GenBank genome assembly. Lineage: Eukaryota; Metazoa; Chordata; Actinopteri; Salmoniformes; Salmonidae.